This is a messenger RNA of Paramecium sonneborni, 429 nucleotides long. Lineage: Eukaryota; Ciliophora; Oligohymenophorea; Peniculida; Parameciidae. The record is from the annotation of a GenBank genome assembly.
AUGUAAAUUGAAAGCAUGGAUUUUAAACAAAUCACAAUACUUUCUAUGUUAUUUUUUAGCUUUUCGAUCUAUUCUAUUUCUGAUCACCUAUUAUUUCCUUUCUUCUGGGCAAUAGUAUAAAUGUAAAAUUCUAGCAGUAUAUAAGAUAAUCAUUUUGAAAAUGCUUUGGAAUUUAAUUAUAAAAGAUGGUUGAAAAAAGAAAAUGUAAUAAAAAAUGAUAAUGGUUUUAUUCAUAUUCCUUUUGCAGCUGGACCUAGAAAUUGUAUUGGAUAACAUAUGGCUUUAAUGGAAGCUAAAAUAAUUAUUGCCUUAAUUCUUAGAAACUAUAAAAUUAUAAUCAACCCUCAAGUUUCAUAAAUUAAAUAUGGAGUCAAAUUUUUAUAAUGUGUUGAACCAGAUAAUUGCUUAGUAUUUUAAAAAAGAAUUUGA